AUGUAUACCACCUAUACUUCCAGCAAAUCCGAAGAAACCCCAAUACCGGUGCCCAAGCGUAUGGCCUACCAACGCUCCAUAAGCUUCAACUCCAUGAGAUGCCAUGAUCCAGAACGAACUUCAUCCGAGACAGAAGCGCCACGGUCACUCUUAUGCGCCUACAAACCCUUACAUACCCCACGCAAUAUUGUGCACGCCACCAGUUCCGGUAUUCACGGCCGAACGGGAAUUCUGAGUAAUAGUGAUUCGCGUUGUGCUGACGAUAGUCAAGCUUGGUGGUUCUUUCUCCAGUUACUUACGAUAAGUGCUUAUGGCGGCGGACAUCUUGCCAAAACUUUGGCAAAAUUCGCCGAUCCGUCGGUGGCCUUGGCUAACUGCGAUUUCGUCGUUAUACCGAAAGCUCUCUUAAAUCCAGGGAAGCAUUUUGACUCCCGAACAAUCUUCGGUAUAAAGGCCACGCAGGCAACAAAGAACCCGCAUGCCAUCUUGGCCAUUAACCACGAUACCAAAGGCGCUAGCGUAUACACUUGGUCCUCUGAGUUGCAAUGGAUAAUUGUCGUUGCCAACUUCGCCGCGGCCAAGACGCAAGGCACUACUGUAUCCCUAGCAUUAGCUUGCUAA
Daldinia loculata is the source of this 621-nucleotide messenger RNA. RefSeq lists its product as uncharacterized. The record is from RefSeq and is a predicted model, not a curated record. NCBI's taxonomy places the organism in Eukaryota, Fungi, Ascomycota, Sordariomycetes, Xylariales, Hypoxylaceae. The transcript has 2 exons. The coding region runs from base 1 to 621 and encodes 206 amino acids.